Molecule: messenger RNA, 671 nt
Organism: Myxocyprinus asiaticus (Chinese sucker)
Lineage: Eukaryota; Metazoa; Chordata; Actinopteri; Cypriniformes; Catostomidae
Product: gem-associated protein 7-like
Exons: 2
Coding region: 120-500 (126 amino acids)
Biological process (GO): spliceosomal snRNP assembly
Cellular component (GO): SMN-Sm protein complex
Source: RefSeq, a predicted model, not a curated record
AUUUUGAAAUGUCUGAAAAGGACGGUUCUUCCGGAUAAAUCGCGCUGACAGAAAUGGCAUGAAUGAAUGUCCGCUGCACUAAUGCACUUGAUGUUAAUGAGGCACUGUAACUCAUCAAUAUGAAACUUCCAGUGAGUGUCCUGCGGCUGCCCAGAGGUCCGGAUCCGAAUAGCCGCGGGUUCGACCCAAACUCCCCCCGAUUUAUCGCGCUGUGUCCUACAUCAAUCUCCUCUUCGUCUUCAUCAUCGGGGACCGGAAUUGAAGAGGAGCAGCGGCUACGAUCGCAGCUGCGGGAGAGAUUUCUGCGGACACUCUUAAUGAUGACUGAUAAAGAAGUUCAGUUCAACAUGUACGAGAAAGUGCAGGUCCGGGCGAAGUUCGUGGCCUCCGAUAUAGACGUCCUGAAUUUUCAGGUAUCUGAUUUGGAGACUCCUCUUGGCGUGCAGAAAGAAGCCCUUUUGAGGUGCCAGGAUGUGAUUUCAUGCUCAUUUGAACUGUGAACUUGCCCUUGUGGAUGCAAAAGCGCUGGGUUGAUUUUGGGAUGCAAUUAUUUUCUUAACCACAAGAGAGCGGCAGAAGUGUGCUGGUUGUUUAAUGAUUUCAAAGAGCUUUGGUUCAUUGUUUUCAUGCUGUAGUUUGUAAUAAAAGUUUGCAAUGAUAGCAGCACUGCA